AGUAUAAAUCAGGCGCCGCCUCUCAUCAAAUGCAGUGAUAUUACCCGAUUCCACCUUUUCUCUACCAACUUGAUUCCAUAAAUACUCACAAUUUCUCGAAUUCAUUCACCCAAAACCUCUUAGCUGUUCAAUUUCUUCACAUUUUCUCGAGAAUCGUAGAGGAAAUCAAUGGCUUCCAUUCAUUUUUCUUCCCCAUCAACUUCGAUUUCUCGCUCUGGUUCCAGACUGUUCAAUGGUAUGCUAUGUGGAAACAUUCAGUAUGUGAAUGGUGUGGAAGUCUUCAAACAGCCCAAUUCCAAGUUCGCCAGUUUCAGUAUUAAGGCCAAUGGGAAAAUCAAGUCAGCUCUGUUCUCAGCAGAAAAUGGCUCUCUUCCACGUUCUGCUGGUUCUGAUGUUGCAAGCAACGUUCUCGUCAGUGAUAUAUCUGGCGGGGUUGAGGUACAGUCGGAUUCCGUAGUAUUAGGAGCUCUUGCAGCUGAUAUGGCUCCCACAGCUAGCGGGUUCCCUCUUGAAAGUGACGAAUACGACUUGGACAUGCCAUCACAAGGUUUCUCAAGUAUUCCCGAGUCCAUCAAAGACAUCCGUGAAGGAAAGAUGGUCGUGGUUGUAGAUGACGAGGAUAGAGAGAAUGAAGGUGAUCUCAUAAUGGCUGCAUCGAAAGUUACCCCGGAGGCUAUGGCAUUCUUUGUGAAGCACGGAACCGGAAUAGUUUGUGUGAGCAUGAAGGAGGAAGACUUGGAGAGGUUGCAGCUCCCCUUGAUGGUGAAUGAUAAGGAAAACGAGGAGAAGCUCUCUACUGCAUUCACUGUUUCUGUGGAUGCGAAACAUGGCACAACUACCGGUGUCUCAGCACGUGACCGUGCAACCACAAUAUUGGCUCUUGCAUCGAAAGAUUCCAAGCCUGAGGAUUUCAAUCGCCCGGGACACAUAUUUCCGCUGAAGUACAGGGAGGGAGGUGUCCUAAAACGAGCGGGACACACAGAAGCAGCUGUGGACCUUGCCGUGCUAGCCGGUUCUGACCCUGCUGGAGUUCUGUGUGAGAUUGUAGACGACGAUGGCUCCAUGGCUCGCUUGCCAAGACUGAGGCAGUUUGCUCAGCAAGAAAACUUGAAAAUUGUAUCCAUCGCUGAUUUAAUAAGGUAUAGGAGAAAGAGGGAUAGGUUAGUGGAGCAUGCUUCCGCUGCUCGUAUACCGACUAUGUGGGGUCCAUUCACUGCCCAUUGUUACAGGUCCAUCAUAGACGGGAUUGAACACAUUGCGAUGGUUAAGGGUGAAAUUGGCGACGGACAAGAUAUUCUUGUUAGAGUGCACUCGGAGUGCCUCACCGGCGACAUAUUUGGUUCGGCCAGAUGUGAUUGUGGGAGCCAGCUGUCACUUGCAAUGCAACAGAUUGAGGCAGCUGGGAAGGGUGUUCUAGUUUACCUCCGUGGUCACGAGGGGAGAGGAAUCGGUUUAGGCCACAAGCUCAGAGCUUACAAUUUGCAAGAUGCCGGACGUGACACUGUGGAGGCGAACGAGGAGUUGGGUCUCCCCGUUGACUCAAGGGAGUACGGAAUCGGUGCUCAGAUACUGAGAGAUCUUGGAGUUCGAACUAUGAAGCUGAUGACGAACAAUCCUGCAAAGUACAUCGGGCUCAAGGGCUACGGCCUGGCUGUUGCAGGCCGGGUUCCCCUCGUGACCCAAAUCACCAAGGACAACAAGAGAUAUCUAGAGACAAAACGCGCCAAAAUGGGGCACGUCUAUGGUUUAGACACCAAUGGUAAUCCAUCGCUCAUCACCAACAAGAAUGGCUCGACAUGAGGAGAAGCCCCACUGCAUCUCAUGAUGUUCUUACGAGAAUAACGGGUAAUAACACAGUUUCGGUUGAUCAUUUUUUCACUCCCUUGAGGAGAAAUUCUUGGCCAUCAUUCAUUAGAUCAUUCUUAUUCUUUGUUGCUUGGUUGUUUGUCAUAAGCUGUAAUAGAAAUUAGCAAAUGUGAUGCAUACACCUGAUGUUAACUGGCUUUGGUUUAGCUACCGUCUCAUUUCGUUGUCUAGAGUGUACGAUUGAUCGACACGAUCAAGACUCGAAGCUCGAAUCUGAUGGUUGUAUUGUAUCGGCCGAAUGCGAUGUGUAUUGAUUCACUAUUAUCAGUGAAAGAGUAGACAUUCUAAUGGAAGAUAUUGCAUCUUGGUUAA
Messenger RNA from Salvia hispanica, 2178 nucleotides. It is a transcript of the gene GCH, whose product is annotated as GTP cyclohydrolase II. Lineage: Eukaryota; Viridiplantae; Streptophyta; Magnoliopsida; Lamiales; Lamiaceae. Gene Ontology annotation, cellular component: chloroplast. The record is from RefSeq and is a predicted model, not a curated record. Gene Ontology annotation, biological process: riboflavin biosynthetic process. Gene Ontology annotation, molecular function: GTP cyclohydrolase II activity; 3,4-dihydroxy-2-butanone-4-phosphate synthase activity.